AUGGGUCCCCCAACACAGCAAGCCGGGCAAAAGCGUAAGCUAGGCUUCAACAAGCCUAUGCCCUCGUCAGACUCACGCAAGCGACAGAAAUAUCAUGAUGCGCGUGCGAUCUCUGUGCAGCGGCCUGAUGCCGCUGUUUCUGCGAUGGGGGAACUCAAUAUCCCGUCCUUCAUCAAGGCGAGAGAGUUCGAAAUCGCGGCUCUGGAGAAGAGCAUGCGGAAUGCAAAGAAGUCUCUGAGUACAAGAGCAUUUCAACAGGUUCCAAGACACAUGCGAAGGAGGACUGCCAGCCAUAACGCGAAGAAGGUACCUCGACGAUUGCGGAAGAGGGCGGAACGUGAGAUGAAAGAAGACAACACGCCUACGGUGACCAAGCGAACGCGUACUCCCUCUCGAAAGUUGAGAAUUAGACUCGACACUGCUCGAACUUUGAAGCGACUGAAUCAGAGGCGCAAGACAGUCCGGCAGAAGAAGAAGGAAGCCAAAGCCAAUGCUCAGCAACCAGAACCUGAUAGACAUGUGCUAACUUCACGUGUGCCUCGCCUGAAGAAGAACACACUGUCCGCAUUCCCCAAAGCCUCGACAAAGUACAAGAAACGGCAGGUCAACAAGACAUGGCUACCCACCCAUCUCUGGCACACAAAGCGUGCUCACAUGACCCGGCCAACGGAGCCGCUAUGGAGAAUGGCCAUACCGUUGAGCCCCACGGAGAAGAGUUACAGACCAAGUCAUCGAGCAGCUGGCACGCAGGGCUGCAUAGCUUGGGAUACUAGCUACAUGUGCACGGUCGCUUGCUGGGGAACAGAGAACGCCUUGGAUAGCAUGCUCAAGGCACUAAGCUUUUCUCCGCUGGGAGUUUCGCGGUCCCUGCAGAAGAAGUGGAAGAACGGCACAAGGUUUGCUUGCGGUUGGGUUUCCGAACGGGAUCAAGCGAAGCAGCUCAUCGCACCGGUGAAGGUCAUCUGGUUCCCACCGGAGCAAGAUCGGGAAGAAAACCCAAAAUCUGCAAAACCGGAGGACCUUAAGGGCCUUGGAAACGAUGCCCAGGCCCAGUCUGGUUUGGCAGAAAGUCAGAUGGAAAUAGAGCAAGAGAACCGGGGUCAGCCUGUGGGGAGCAACGCGCAAGUCGAAAUUGCAAGAGAUGGCAAAAAGAAGCGCAAGACGAAACUCGAUCACCGGAUUGUGAUCCGCAUCCACCCUUCUGCCUUCCUUCAGUUCUGGCAAGAGCUUUUAAAGGUCGCGAAGAUGCAGAAGCCGCAAGUCUUGAUCGAAGAUCUCCGCUUCGAAAUCGGAAGUAUCGACAUCCAGGGGCCAGGCUCGACUGAAGCGUUGCUCGGUGUGCUUCGUCCUUUUCCAGCACAUGUGCGAACAGAAGAGUCGAGCGGAUCGUUGUGGACGCGACUUGCAGGCGUCAACAAUCCCAGCAUUCUUCCCCAUAACGCUAUGCUUUCUUUUCAUCUCGUCGACCCGAGGCUGAACCAUCCGCCGAAGCAGAUUGAGAUACCCCAAAGCUCCGGGUCAAGUCAUCUUGACGAACUUAUUGUGUCGUGGCCGUUUGAUAAGACACUUCCAUCCUCGUCACUGCUUUCACACAAGACGCGCUGGCUGAUAAGCAACUCCUUACCAUCACAGAAAGCGAUCAAUCGUCGACGAGCGCUAGCACCACCAGGGCAAGCACCGUCAAUCACAGCCAAAGACCCCAGGAUACCAGUCAUCCUACUUGCGUCGCGGACAGAGAACAGCACUAACAAGAACUACCAAGGCACAUGGACCGUCCUUCUUCCCUGGAGUUGCGUCGAUCCUGUUUGGCGGUCUCUGAUGUACUAUCCCCUCUCCUCCGGCGGCACCCCGCGAUUUGGGGGCAUGAAUCAGCAACAACAGAUGUCGUUUGAGCGGAAGACGCCAUGGUUCCCGGGAGAUCACCCGGGCACCGCGGCGGGCAAAGCAUGGGAACGGAGUGAAAGCGAAAAGCGAUUCGAUGCGUGGAUUCGACGACCUCCAAAACAUCGGAUUGCAUGGGAGAGGCUUGAUCUGGGACUAGGCCGGCGUGGCGAGAUGGGAAGAGGGUGGGCUUGUGAUUGGGAAUAUCUCUUCAGUGACACGAACGAGGCUCUCACCACUGAAGUCGCUCCCUCCUCUCAGCAUAAUGAUGGAGUUCCCAAAGAGCACGAUCCACCGCAACUUCUGACACAGCGACAAAGAAAAGCUGCCGAGGCUAAAGAAGCUGAGGCAGAAAAGCGGGCUCGUCGACGCAACACAUCUAGCCCCGAGAGCGAGGGAGAGCCCGAAAAGCUGUCAAAUCCGGUGUCACCGUGCAGAUACACACACCUUUCUCCCGCCCAAAGCACUGCGAUACUGAAGAACCCGUCAAUCAUGACUUCAUCACAACAUCCAACAGUGAUGACUGUCCGGGUUAUGCUGCUCGACAAAGGUACUCCGUCCCCAGCAGCACGCAUUUACCGACUGCCAUCAAUUCCGAAACCAGAGGCAGCUUCUCUGCCAUGUUUGCGAGCCACGAACGGGGAAGUCUCACAGGACUCGGAGCCGCAAAGCUGGCCUUCUGAUGGCCCACCGCCAGCCCAACCUCUCCCGACCACGUGCUCGUCAGACUUAUCGAGCUCCUCGAGCCCAGUAAUUCGAGCUCGUGACCUUCGCUCACGCUGGCUAGCGCUGGGAAUGCAGUCGUCGUCCCAGAGUAGACCUCUGUCGAAAAUCAAAAACAACAAAUCCAACAUCCCCCGCCGCCAAGCAACUUACCCACGUGAAUCCCUCGCAAAGAUCAACGUUCUGCCCAAGAAGGCACCUCCGGAGAUUGUCGAGAAGUGGGGUCCCGACAGCGCCUUCGGGCGAGGCGAUGGCGAGAUCCCAAAGCAGAUGCCUCCGCCACCGAAGCAGAAGAUGGGCAGAAACAAAGAAGACAGCAGGAAGAAGGUCAGGAACGUCGGGCGGGAGGAGACGAUGUCAGAGUCGGGAAAUGGUGGGGAUGAAGAGAAUCCGCUGGACGUGCCUGCUCCUGGCAUAGACGGAAUGGAGGAUCUACUGAUUAAUCCCUUCGAGCAGCCUACCGAGUGGGAUAAACAUCCUCCUUGCCCGGAUGCCCAUGAUUUGAUUGGGUUUGUCACCAGUGGUGGGUAUAAUCUGGCUGAAGGUCGGGGCGCGGCCAUUGGUGGGAUCUGGGUACAACGACUUCUGGAAGGAUGGCGAGAUGACAGCUUGCCGGAUGAUGGCGUGAAUGAAAGCGAGAAGGAGAAGGAGCGAAGGAAAUAUCUGUGCAUUAUCAGGAAUGCCGGCGAAAGUGUAGGGCGAUUGGGCGUCUGGGAGGUUUGUAGCUAA
Messenger RNA from Cladophialophora carrionii CBS 160.54, 3333 nucleotides. RefSeq lists its product as uncharacterized. The record is from RefSeq and is a predicted model, not a curated record. Gene Ontology annotation, cellular component: ribonuclease MRP complex; nucleolar ribonuclease P complex. NCBI's taxonomy places the organism in Eukaryota, Fungi, Ascomycota, Eurotiomycetes, Chaetothyriales, Herpotrichiellaceae. The coding region runs from base 1 to 3333 and encodes 1110 amino acids. The transcript has 2 exons. Gene Ontology annotation, biological process: tRNA 5'-leader removal.